Frieseomelitta varia is the source of this 6029-nucleotide messenger RNA. RefSeq names its product DNA topoisomerase 2 (gene Top2). Gene Ontology annotation, biological process: sister chromatid segregation; DNA topological change; resolution of meiotic recombination intermediates. Gene Ontology annotation, cellular component: nucleus. The transcript has 24 exons. Gene Ontology annotation, molecular function: DNA topoisomerase type II (double strand cut, ATP-hydrolyzing) activity; DNA binding; ATP binding. The record is from RefSeq and is a predicted model, not a curated record. Bases 350 to 4846 code for a protein of 1498 amino acids. Lineage: Eukaryota; Metazoa; Arthropoda; Insecta; Hymenoptera; Apidae.
CCUUGCCGUUUGUUUCUGUGUUGUGUUUGCACCGAUUCGAUUCGGUCGCGUCUCGCGUCCUGGCCAAACGAAUUGUAAAUUGAGUUGUAAAUCUUUACGUUAUCAAUCAAGCGAAUCGAAAUUUUGUUCGAUUUUGCUAUGUUGAUAUUCUGUUUUUAUUUAAUGUCGAUAAUAUUGGUAAUAGUGCGUUUUACUGUGUAAUGUGGUUACAUGAUCUGUUUACAAAUAAAGAGUGUACGUAGAGAAUGUUACUGUCAAUUGAAAUUAAAGUUUUGUAUGAUAAGUAACUCACGCAUGUAUUUGUAAAACGAAACAAAUAAAAAUUUACGUACAAAAACUUUAUGCAAAAAUGAGUGCAGCAGUAGAAAAUGGAAGUAGUGAUGCAUCAAAGAAGAAAACUAUCGAAGGCAUAUAUCAAAAGAAGUCUCAAUUAGAACAUAUUUUAUUACGUCCUGAUACCUAUAUUGGUUCUGUUGAACCAGUAACAGAAAUAAUGUGGGUUUAUGACAAAGAGAAAGAAGCAAUGGUACAAAGAGAAAUAAAAUAUGUUCCCGGAUUGUAUAAAAUAUUUGAUGAAAUUUUAGUAAACGCGGCAGAUAAUAAACAGAGAGAUCCUACUAUGGAUGCAAUUAAAAUUGAAAUUGAUCCAGAAAAUAACGUUAUAUCUGUAUGGAAUAAUGGCAAAGGCAUUCCAGUGGUAAUUCACAAAGAAGAAAAUAUGUAUGUUCCUACAAUGAUAUUUGGCCAUUUGUUAACAUCAUCGAAUUAUGACGAUGAAGAAGAGAAAGUAACAGGUGGUAGAAAUGGCUAUGGUGCCAAACUAUGUAACAUUUUUAGUCAUCGUUUCACUGUGGAAACUGCAUGCAAGGAAUACAGGAAAUGUUUAAAACAAACGUGGAGUAAUAAUAUGGGAAGUGCCAGUGAGCCUAGAAUUAAAGACUUUUCUGGAGAAGAUUUUACAAAAGUCAUAUUUUCACCAGAUUUAUCGAAAUUUAAGAUGCAGUCGUUGGAUGAUGACAUAGUUGCUCUUAUGUCUAGAAGAGCUUAUGAUGUAGCAGCUUCUACUAGAGGUGUUAAAGUCUAUCUUAAUGGUACUAGGAUUCCUAUUAAGAAUUUCAAGGACUAUGUUGACUUCUACAUUAGGGGUAAAGAAGAUGAGUUUGGCAAUCCUUUAAAAGUUGUAUAUGAGAAUUGUGGACCUCGCUGGGAAGUAGCCGUUGCUUUAUCUGACAAAGGCUUUCAGCAAAUGUCUUUCGUAAAUAGUAUUGCAACAACAAAGGGUGGCCGUCAUGUGGACCAUGUCACAGAAUUAAUAGUGAAACAAUUAACAGAAACAUUAAAAAAGAAAAAUAAGGGUGGAGUAGCAAUUAAAUCAUUCCAAAUAAAAAAUCAUUUAUGGAUUUUUAUUAAUUGUCUUAUCAAUAAUCCCACAUUUGACUCACAAACUAAAGAAAAUAUGACAUUGCAAGCUAAAAGUUUUGGAUCAAAAUGCUCUCUUAGUGAAAAAUUUGUCACAGCUGUAACGAAAACUGGAAUCGUGGAAGCAGUUUUAACGUGGGCGAAAUUUAAAGCCGACAGUCAGUUACAAAAAUUGGGGCCUAAGUCAAAGCAAAGAAAAUUGCAAGGUAUACCAAAAUUAGAAGAUGCUAAUGAUGCUGGGACUAAUAAAUCUUUGGAGUGUACACUUAUAUUAACUGAGGGAGAUUCAGCUAAAACAAUGGCUGUAUCUGGACUUGCGGCGAUAGGUAGAGAUAAAUAUGGCAUAUUUCCUCUAAGAGGUAAAAUUUUGAACGUAAGAGAAGCAACACAUAAACAAAUUUUAGAAAAUGCAGAAAUUAAUAAUUUAAUAAAAAUUCUUGGGCUUCAGUAUAAAAAGAAAUAUGAAACUCGAGAAGAUUUAAAAACGUUACGUUAUGGAAAAAUGAUGAUAAUGACUGAUCAAGAUCAGGAUGGUUCCCAUAUCAAAGGCUUGUUAAUUAAUUUCAUUCAUCAUAACUGGCCAUCAUUAUUGAAAUUAAAUUUUAUAGAGGAAUUUAUCACGCCUAUUGUUAAAGCUACAAAAGGAAAUCAAGUAUUAAGUUUCUUUUCAAUGCCAGAAUUUGGAAAGUGGAAGUCAGAAACGGAAAAUUUUCAUACCUAUAAAAUCAAAUACUACAAAGGUUUGGGUACUUCCACUGCUAAGGAAGCAAAAGAAUAUUUUGAAAAUAUGACUAGACAUAGAAUACGAUUUAGAUAUGAUGGAGAUCAAGAUGAUCAAAAUAUCAUUAUGGCUUUUAGUAAGAAAUGUGUCGAUCAACGUAAGGAUUGGUUAAUGAACCAUAUGGACGAAACAAAAAGAAGGAAGGAAAUUGGUCUCGGAGAACGCUUUCUGUAUGAAAAGGAUACACGUACUGUGUCCUUCUCUGAUUUUAUUAAUGUAGAAUUAGUUCUAUACAGUAACUAUGAUAAUGUUCGAUCUAUACCUAAUAUGAUCGAUGGUUUUAAACCUGGACAAAGAAAAGUAGUAUAUACAUGUUUGAAACGUAAUGAUAAGCGUGAAGUAAAAGUUGCACAAUUAGCUGGUUCUGUAGCUGAACAUUCUGCAUAUCACCAUGGUGAAGUCUCUCUUAUGUCAACUAUCAUUAAUCUUGCACAAAAUUUCGUUGGAAGUAAUAAUAUAAAUUUACUUCAACCGAUUGGUCAAUUUGGUACAAGACUUGCAGGAGGAAAAGAUGCAGCAAGUCCUCGUUACAUUUUCACAAUGCUUAGUCCAUUAGCAAGAUAUAUAUUUCACAAACAUGAUGAUGCUUUAUUGAAACACGAAUAUGACGAUAAUCAAAAAAUUGAACCUGUUUUUUAUGUACCAACUAUACCAAUGGUAUUAGUGAAUGGUGCCGAUGGCAUUGGUACUGGAUGGAUGACAAAAAUACCAAAUUAUAAUCCUAGAGAAAUAAUUGAGAACUUACAUAGAAUGAUGGAUGGUGCUGAUCCUAAACCAAUGAUUCCAUAUUAUAAAAAUUUUAAAGGAGUCAUAGAAAGUUGUGGAGAUUAUAGAUAUGUUAUUAAUGGAGAAAUCUCAGUAAUAGCACCAGAUAAAGUUGAAAUUACUGAACUCCCGAUUGGAACUUGGACCCAAACAUACAAAGAAACAGUAUUAGAACCAAUGUUACAUGGAACUGAUAAAACCCCAUCUAUUAUUACGGACUACAAAGAAUACAAUACAGAUACGGCAGUACAUUUUAUAAUAAUGUUAAAUCGUGAUAAAUUGCUAGAAUUGGAAAGAGAUGGUCUUCAUAAAGCAUUUAAAUUACAAUCAACAAUGACAAUUACAUCUAUGUGUGCUUUUGAUGAAAAUCAAUGUCUACAAAAAUAUGAUAGUGCUCUUCAAAUUUUGAGAGGCUUUUAUAAAGUGAGAUUAGAAACGUAUCACAAAAGAAAAGAUUAUUUAGAAGGUAUUCUACAAGCAGAGGCAUCAAAACUUUCAAAUCAAGCACGAUUUAUUCUAGAAAAAUGUGAUGGUACUAUAGUAAUAGAAAAUAAAAAGAGAAAAGAUAUGAUUGCUGAAUUAAUUCGACGAGAAUAUGAAUCUGAUCCAGUUAUAGCUUGGAAAUUAUCACAAAACAGAGAAGAAGUUUUAGAAGCUCAAGAAGAAGUAACAGAAAAUGCUGACGAAGAAUCGGUUGUAUCAUCUACAGCCAUUGCAAAGGAAAACUUUGAUUAUUUAUUAGGAAUGUCAUUAUGGUGUUUAACAAAGGAAAAGAAAGACGAAUUAUUACGUCAAAAAGAUGAAAAAGUAGCAGAAUUGAAAAGAUUACAAGCUCGUACACCUAUUUCUUUAUGGAAAGAAGAUUUAGAUAACUUGUUGAAUGAAUUGAAUAGAUUAGAAGAAAAAGAACGGAAAGAAGAACAGAAAUCUAAACAAUGUAUUAAAAAACCACCAUCAAAAUAUUAUACUUCUGAUGAUAUUCGUCGAAUAGUACCAAUAAUUGAUACUGAAUUAAAAAGAAAGAUUGAGAAAGCAGACAUUGUAUCUAAAGAUAGAAAAGAGGGUAUCAAAAAACAAAAGAUUAAAAAAGAUCCAACAGAAGAUAAGGAUGAAAUUGACAUGUUGAUCGAAUCAAAUGCCAAAUCUUUAGAGGAAAGAUCGGGUUGUGCUCCAGAAAAGUUGGAAAAGAAGGCUGGUGGCAAAAAAAGAUUGAAACAAACAACAUUACAAUUUAAACCAAAAGUGAAAAAGGAAAAAAUUGACAAGAAGAAGGGUAAAGAUUCUGAUAGUAAUGAUGAUAUCGAUUUUGGCAGUAUUUCUCCUCCUCCAGCACCUCGUACAUCCCGUAGAGCAGCAGCUAAAAAGAAUUACAACUUCAGUAGUGAAGGAUCCUCUUCCAGUGACGAAGUACUCAGUAUUUCUUCAGACACAGAACAUAAAACAAAACCUACUACGGUUGUUAAUAGCGAUUCUGACGAUAUCCUUAAGAUACAUAAAAAACCUAGUUCGGAAGAGCUCUUUGAUUCUUUAGUUAGUAGUGCAGAAAAACAAUCAACAAAACCUGUUGCAGCAUCUAGUGAGGAAUCAUCGUUGUUCUCACCUCCCACAAAAGCUCCUGCUAAAAAGAAAACAGAAAAUGGUGGAAAAGGAAUGAAAAGGCAAUUAAAGAAAAAAAUUGUUUCCUCCGAUUCGGACUCAGAGGAAGUUAUGUUUUUAAAUAAACAAUCUCCUGUAAAGAAAAAAAAGAAGAAGUCCGAGUCAGAGGAAGAUAGUAGCCUUAGUGUAGUAGAUAGUUCUCCAUUACCACCUCGAAAAACUGCAGGUCGUGCCCGUAAACCUAUUUCAUAUGCUGUGCAAUCGGAUGAUGAUGAUUCUAAUUGAUCAAUUUUAUACAAUAUUUUAAAGGUAUAAGCAAAUAAAUGACACGUGUUCCAGGAAAUUUUAAUUAUAAAUACACGAUCUUAAGUUGAAUAUCAGAAUCCAAAUUGUUAGUAACGAAUUUUGUGAUCACAUUUAAUAUAAAUUUUAACAAAUUCUGUCUUGAUUUUUAUCAAGACAUUAGUAAUUUUAUAUGAUACUGUACAUAUAUACUAAAAUAUAUGAAUUAGAAUAUUUUAAGAAAAUAAAAUUUUACAGUCAGAAUUAAAUAUGUAUAGUACGUAAUGCGAUAACAUAAAUUGAGUCAUGAAUGACUAUACAUUUGAGUCAUCUAAAUAUUUAAACAAUAUUAAAUUCCAAAAUAUCUAUAUUUCUGUAAGUUAAUUUUUUGAAAAAGAAAUUUAAACAAUAUUGUUUUGUAAAAAAAAUAACAUAUUUUUGCACAUCAAUUUAUACAAUGUUUUCAAACUAUUGGAAAUGGAACAAUGUGUGAUUUGUUGCAAAAACUCAAUAUCAAGUUCAAAUUAAAAGAAACUUUUGUUAUUGUAAUAAUAAUGUAUAUAUAUAUAGAAUGAAAAGUUCAUUUCAUCUUCAUAAAAUACUUAUUCAAGCAUUUUAAACAUAUUAAACUAAUAUGUCACAUAACUUCUAUUAAUAGUAUUGAUAUUGAAUAAAGAAUAUAAUUGAUGUUCUGCGUAUACUUAAUAACUACAGAUGUAGAGAUUUACAAAUAUAUGACUGUAAUGAAACUUUUGUAUUUAUAAUAUGAAUAGAAUAUUAAUUUAAAUAUUAAGACUCGUUAUAUUAAUUAAUUUAAACUUGUCUUAUUUAUUUUUUCUUUUUGUAUAUUGAAUUAAUUUUUGAACAAAGUACAUUCUUUACAGAUAUCUAUCUGUCACAUAUCAUUAAUAAAUAAUGUACUUACCAUAAUAUAUGGAGGUAAUUGUAUUAAUUAGCACAUUCGUACAAUUGAUUACCCAUUCUGUGAAUAAAAUUUUAAUAAAAAUGAAUAAUCCAAUCAAAUAAUACAUAAAGAAAGAAUAUUAAAUUUCCUGUUCAAUAUAUAACAUUGAAUAUGUUAAACUUCAUGUUUAAACAACUUACAUAUGCAAGUGUGAUUUAUGUAACUAGUUGUAUAUCAAAAUCUUUAAUAAAUCCUAUUUGGUGAUGGGGUUUCUUAUUGUAA